AUGGGUGCCGGAAGGCGGAUGAAGAGAAAACAGGGUGCCCCCGAGCCCCUUUCAGAAGAACACUAUGCAAGACUCAAGCGCAAGGCUGGCAUGCCAGUCGACACUCCCGCAGAAGCUCCCGACAAGAAGAGAAGACGAACAGCAAAGAAUGCGCAGUCCAAAGCCAACGGCUCUGCUGCCUCUGUGAAGAAGUCUGCCGCGUCGAACAAGUCCCAUGGCGACAAGUUGGUAAAGUCAAAGCCCAAUGGCAAGUCAAAAGGCAGGCAAGCCAAACCCGCCAUGCCGGACCGGGAAGACGGCGAUGUCGAGCUCGAUGACGACGAGCUCGACGCAGAUGACUUGGGUAUCGAAAAACUAUCCGACCUUGACGACGGCGAGGGCGAGGGCGAGGGCGCGACGUUGGGCGACGAUUUUCUGGGCUCAGACUCAUCCGUGUUUGACUCGGGCGACGAGAACGACCAUGUCGGGAAGCCUAUAUUUUCUGAGGACGAAGACGAGUCUGACGCCGAGGAGAAGCUCACGGCCGCCAACAUUGAAGGACUCUCGAGAAAAUUGGACCGCAAGCUGGCCGAGGAAGCGGCUGCCAACGCGGCCGAAAUUGCCGAGAGCGCCCUGCAGACCAACAUCAUUGACGGCGACACGCCGCACGUCGUUGACGACGCCGGGGACGACGAGCUGUCUGCCAAGACAAACGCCCUCCUCGCCCCGGAUCUGCAGCUUCUCCGGACGCGAAUCACGGAAAACGUCCGCGUGCUCGACGACUUUGCCAAUCUGGCCGAGGACGGGCGCUCGCGAUCCGAGUACACUGCCCAGUUGAUCAAGGAUGUGUGCGCAUACUACGGCUACUCCGAGUAUCUCGCCGAAAAGCUGUACAAUCUCUUCCCCCCCCGGGAGGCAUUCGCCUUUUUCGAAGCCAACGAGACUGCCCGUCCCGUCGUCGUCCGCACUAACACCCUGCGCACGCACCGUCGCGAUCUCGCGCAGGCCCUCAUCAACCGCGGCGUCACCCUGGAACCGGUUGGCAAGUGGUCCAAGGUCGGCCUGCAAGUCUUUGAGAGCAGCGUGCCCCUCGGAGCCACGCCCGAGUAUCUCGCCGGCCACUACAUCCUCCAGGCCGCCUCCUCCUUCCUGCCCUGCAUGGCGCUCGACCCCCAGGAGGACGAGCGCGUGCUCGACAUGGCUGCCGCCCCGGGCGGCAAAACAACCUACAUGGCAGCCAUGAUGAAGAACACGGGCGUCAUCGUGGCCAACGACCCCAACAAGGCCCGCGCAAAGGGCCUCAUCGGCAACAUCCACCGCCUCGGCGCCCGCAACGUCAUCGUGUCCAACUACGACGCGCGCGAGUUUCCCAAGCCCAUGGGCGGAUUUGACCGCGUCCUCCUCGACGCACCCUGUUCCGGAACGGGCGUCAUUGCCAAGGACCCCAGCGUCAAGACCAACAAGACGGAGCUCGACUUCAUGCAGCUGCCGCACACGCAGAAGCAGCUGCUCAUCGCGGCCAUCGACUCGGUCAACCACUCGAGCAAGUCGGGCGGGUACAUAGUCUACUCGACGUGCUCGGUGACGAUUGAGGAGAACGAACAAGUCGUCCAGUACGCGCUCAGGCGCAGGCCAAACGUCAGGCUCGUCGACACGGGGCUGGCCUUUGGAAAGGAGGGCUUCACAAGCUUCAUGGGCAAGAAGUUCGACCCCAGUCUCCGCCUCACAAGGAGGUACUACCCCCACGCGUACAACGUCGACGGCUUCUACGUCGCCAAGUUUAAGAAGAUUGGGCCCACGCCCACCCAGGCUCCCCGGGGCCACACCCCCAGGGCGGGCGCGCCCGGCGGCGGCGGCGGCGGCGGCGGCGACGGCGGCGAGGACGACACCAUUGACAAGACGCCCAUAUCUGCCGACGACCAAGAGGGCGGCGAGGACGACUUUGGCGGCUGGGACGAGGACGAGGACAACGAGUACAUUGAGCGGGGGCGGAGGAAUGCCAUGCGCAGACGCGGCCUGGAUCCGAGGAGUAACACCAAGGCCAAGAGGGGGUCUCAGUGA
Molecule: messenger RNA, 2040 nt
Organism: Metarhizium album ARSEF 1941
Lineage: Eukaryota; Fungi; Ascomycota; Sordariomycetes; Hypocreales; Clavicipitaceae
Product: tRNA (cytosine-5-)-methyltransferase NCL1
Exons: 1
Coding region: 1-2040 (679 amino acids)
Biological process (GO): rRNA base methylation; maturation of LSU-rRNA
Cellular component (GO): nucleolus
Molecular function (GO): rRNA (cytosine-C5-)-methyltransferase activity; RNA binding
Source: RefSeq, a predicted model, not a curated record